Molecule: messenger RNA, 3642 nt
Organism: Seriola dumerili (greater amberjack)
Lineage: Eukaryota; Metazoa; Chordata; Actinopteri; Carangiformes; Carangidae
Product: forkhead box protein O1-A-like
Exons: 4
Coding region: 196-2196 (666 amino acids)
Biological process (GO): regulation of transcription by RNA polymerase II
Cellular component (GO): nucleus
Molecular function (GO): RNA polymerase II cis-regulatory region sequence-specific DNA binding; DNA-binding transcription factor activity, RNA polymerase II-specific
Source: RefSeq, a predicted model, not a curated record
GUCUGUGCAGGAUGGUGUGAACUUCAGAGAAGACCUUGAACGAAACAGUUCUCACUCGUAAAUUGUAGACCUCUCCCAACUGGUCUAUUUUAGUACUGGAACCUAGUGUGUGAACGCAACUUUUUCUUUGAUUUUACCUGGGUGAUUAUUUUUUGUGAGUGUCUAUGUGACAGUUAGCGCCGGUUUGAUCCUGACAUGGCUGAGGCACCGCCACCACAGACACAGCCGGUCGAAAUAGACCCGGACUUUGAGCCUCUCUCUCGCCCGCGAUCGUGCACUUGGCCGCUUCCCCGGCCAGAGCUCAUCGAUCCUGCCGGCUCCAACACAUCCUCCCCGGCACCGUCGGUGCAGCAGGAGCAAGGAGGAGGAAACACCGAGUUCAUUAGUAACCUCGGCUUGUUGGAGGAGGACUAUGAAGAGUAUGCAGAGCAGAAACAGCCUGUGGCCUGCAAUGAUUUUCAGUGUCGGGACGGAAACUGCGUGCAUCCACAUCACCACCACCACCGCCGCCAUCAUCAUCUUCAGCAGCAGCAGCAGCAGCAGCAGCAGCUCCCGGGGCCGCAGCUGCCGCCUCAGCAACAGGUGCCUCCUCCUGGCGUCGCACCCCUGGGCAGCAGCUCCGGCCAGAGAAAGAGCGGCCACAGCUCGUCCCGCCGUAACGCCUGGGGGAACAUGUCGUACGCUGACCUGAUUACCAAGGCGAUAGACAGCUCACCUGAGAAGAGGCUGACACUGUCUCAGAUUUACGACUGGAUGGUCAAGAGUGUGCCCUACUUCAAGGAUAAAGGAGACAGCAACAGCUCCGCGGGCUGGAAGAACUCCAUCAGACACAACCUGUCCCUGCACAGUCGGUUUGUGCGCAUACAGAAUGAGGGAACAGGAAAAAGCUCCUGGUGGAUGCUGAACCCAGAAGGAGGAAAGAACGGAAAGUCACCUCGGCGGCGAGCUGCCUCCAUGGACAACAACAGUAAGCUCGCCAAGAGCAGAGGAAGGGCGACCAAGAAAAAGAUGGCGCUACAAGAAGGGGUUGAGGGAGGUGCCGCCAGUCCUGGUUCCCAGUACUCUAGCUGGCUGGGAAGCCCGAACUCCCACAAUAACGAAGACUUCGAAACCUGGAGCUCCUUUAGGACGCGCACCAGCUCUGAUGCUAGUACUCUGAGUGGUCACCAUUCACCUUUCCCUUCUGAACAGGAUGACCUGGGGGAGUCUGACGGCCACAUGAUGUAUCCUGGAGCGACGGGGACCAAGAUAACCCCCGUCCUGCCCAGCCUGUCCGAGGUGGCUGGAUCCUUGGGCCAACGUGGAUCAGAGAACGUCAUGGAGAGUCUGCUGGAUAACCUGAACCUGCUGUCUCCUAAAAACUCCCCACUGGGUUCUGACUCCUCGCAUUCAUCAAAUGCUGCCAUGCUUCAGAGUAGCCCCUACAGCUCAACUGGCUUGGCAUCCCACUCACAACAGGACUACCGAAAGUGCAUGUAUGGCCAGGUGAGGAUGAACUCCCUCUCCCCUGCUCCCAUGCAGACACUGCCAGAGACCAAGCCAGGCUUUGGGGCAUAUGAGAACCAGUAUAUCUGCUCUGCUGGCCUACUCAAAGAGUUACUGACCGCAGAUGCAGAUGCCAGCAGGGACAUGAUGCCCUCUAGGGAUAUAAUGGUGUCUCAGGUUGGGAGGGGAGGUUGCCUAAUGCCCACUUACAGCAGCCAGAGCCAUGUGGGGGGUCAUAGUGGAGUAAAAAUGAUGAAUCGUCCUCAGAGUCACCCAGUUCCUCAUGUAAAUCCCCAAACUAUACAUAGCCAGGGUCCUUCAACCUCACGAGACUUGAAUAGCUGUAACAUGAUCCCACUGACUAGCCUGAGUAGUCUUUCAGGGGCCCCUCCUCGAAUGACCAGCCUGAGGACAUGCAUGCAGCUGCCCCAGGGACACCCAGCACACACUAAUGAUGUCUUGGCAAGCUACGGCAGAAGCAAUGGCUACAGGGAACUGAACUCAGUUCACCCACAUGGUCAUCAUCAGGAGCGGCUGCCCAGUGACCUGGACAACAUGUCCAUUGAGCGGUUUGAAUGUGACAUGGAGUCGGUCCUCCAUGACACCCUCAUGGAUGGUGGGGCGCUGGACUUUAACUUUGACCCCGCAGCUGGGAAUCAUGGGUUUCCGCAGAGGGUGAAGACCACCACACACAACUGGGUGUCAGGCUAGGAUGCAUGGUGGAUCACAAACAGGUUUUCAUCAUCAUGCCACUGCUCACUGUCAUUCAGAGACAGGAGAACGUAAAUCCAAAGAAACCAACACCAUCACUCUCACAAAAGUUUUUUUCAAAAAAUGAAUGUUUUGAGCUGGAGCUCCAGGUAUGACAGCGUAUGUUCAGAAGUUCAUCAUUCAGAUCUAUAUAUUGAAAUAAGACAUAACAGCUAAACUGAAUGAAAGACAAGCCUGCAUUUACAAACUAGUCUUGUUUACAAUUGCCUGUCAAAAACUGGAAAUAUAUAUAUAUUUGUCUAUUUUUGCUGAUUGGUGGCAUAUCAAAAUAUACAGUACAGUAUAUUGUAUAAGACAGAACACAGUAUCAGUGCCUCUUAAGAACGAUUUCAAUAAAUGUACGGUGUGUGACCAUCUGGUGAAAGCAGCCAGUACUGGAUUAAUAUGGAGCCAACACAGCAGUAUAUAAAUAUUCAGGGAGCAUGGAUAUAUCUUUCUAGAGUUUGACUAAACUCGUUAAGCAGUGUUUUUUUUGGUCCAUUGCUUAAAAUUUCAUAUGGUUUGAAAAUGGACAACUUUUAUUACACAAUGUUCUAGUGGAUUCAAAAGUAGAUCUGAUGUUCUGUAUGGUCUGAUCAGUGACAGGAAGUGACAGGAUUUUAAAGGUUAAAUUUGAGGAGCAUCUUUUAGCAUCCAGCCCCCAAUAGCAAGUGAUUACACAAGUGCUAACCCAUUAGGCUUAAAUGAUAGAUAAACCAGUGCAUCAUCUGCAUAGUGAAACAUAUUAACAUUAUUAAGAUAGUGAAUGAAAUAACCCAGAAGAAAUGUACAAUGACAAAAAGGAUAUGUGCAUAGCAGAUUAUGAAACAAACACCAAUAAAUUCUGAAAAUAUUCUGAUUGGCCUACACACAUCUUAAGUUUUUACAGACACAUGUCAUAGUACAGUGUUGUCAAAAGGCGCUCAAGUCAAAUAUCAGCCAUAUCUGCUCACCAUUAGAUAUAACAUCUAAUGGCAAGACCAUGAGACAAGCUGCAUUUCUGACUGAAAUUAACUCAUCAAACAUAUAUUGUAUAAUAUUUAUUUUAUUCUAAUUGUAGCUGUGGGUUUUUGCUUUGUACUUAGUAAGCUUGUAAAAUAUAUGUGUGCUGAUGCUGUGUAUAAUGUAUAUACUGUAUUUGAGUUCAAACUAAUAUCGAAGAAGGAAAGUACAGAUUCAUUAGAAAUGUUGCCUUCUGAAAACAGUUUGCUGAAAGUCCAUAUCAAUCUCAAUUAAUGUAGAAAAGUCCACUUUGUGACAGCUCAGCAUCUUAUUUUGCCUUAGACUCAUUGAGUAUGUAUGUUACUGACAUGAACCUCUGUGGAUUUAGGAAAUUAUAUUCUACCCUUGAAUUUAUGAAAAACAUUUUAAACUGCUUUGAUUAAACUGAAAAGUCAUGGUGAUCAA